Pollicipes pollicipes is the source of this 441-nucleotide messenger RNA. Its product is annotated as cytochrome b5. Bases 34 to 441 code for a protein of 135 amino acids. The record is from RefSeq and is a predicted model, not a curated record. Gene Ontology annotation, cellular component: intracellular membrane-bounded organelle; membrane. Gene Ontology annotation, molecular function: heme binding. Lineage: Eukaryota; Metazoa; Arthropoda; Thecostraca; Pollicipedomorpha; Pollicipedidae. The transcript is spliced from 2 exons.
CAGAGCACGGGUCGUGACGUAACGUGAGCGAACAUGACUCAGGGUAUGGCUGACUCCGUCGGAGAACGUUCGUCGACGAAGCAGGUGUUGCAGAUGGCCGUGUCCACGCUGGACACGCUGUCGACGCUGCUCGGCCUGACGGUGCUGAGCGAGCCGGCGCGGCCGCGCGCCGCCGGCGCGCCGGCGCCUGUCUUCACCCUCGACCAGGUGGCCGAGCACUGCUGGCGCGACGACUGCUGGGUGGUACUCUACGACCGCGUCUACGACGUGACGCGCUUUCUGGGCCUGCACCCGGGCGGCGCGGACAUCCUGCUGGAGAACGCCGGGCGCGACGCCACGAGCGCCUUCCACGGCGUCGGCCACUCGCCGGCCGCCGCCGACGCCAUGCGGCCGUACCAAGUGGGCCUGCUGGCCGCGCACCAGUGCAUGUGGACCAAGUGA